Mycosarcoma maydis (corn smut) is the source of this 1329-nucleotide messenger RNA. RefSeq names its product putative homogentisate 1,2-dioxygenase. The coding region runs from base 1 to 1329 and encodes 442 amino acids. Gene Ontology annotation, cellular component: cytoplasm. Lineage: Eukaryota; Fungi; Basidiomycota; Ustilaginomycetes; Ustilaginales. The transcript is spliced from 2 exons. The record is from RefSeq and is a predicted model, not a curated record. Gene Ontology annotation, biological process: L-phenylalanine catabolic process. Gene Ontology annotation, molecular function: homogentisate 1,2-dioxygenase activity.
AUGACAGAUAUCAAAUACCAACGAGGCUUUGGGAACCACUUCAUAUCAGAAGCCAAGCGCGAUACACUACCGGCGUUCGGUCAUUCGCCUCAAAGAGUCAACCAUGGUCUCUACGCCGAGCAGUUGAGCGGGACAGCUUUUACGGCGCCUCGUGCUAAGAAUCAGCGUUCGUGGCUGUAUCGUAUUCGACCAUCGGUGCAGCACGAGCCUUUUGUCGAGUACAGCCAGCCUCGCGUUAUGGGAUCGUUCCACGCGCACUCGCCUGACAUCCGCGUCACUCCGCAGCAGCUGCGAUGGAAUGCUUUGGUUCAAGACGUCGGCCAAAACGUCGAUUUCAUCGAUGGAAUGGUCACACUCGCAGGUGCAGGUGACACGCAGCUCAAGAACGGACUGGCGAUUCACACAUACACGGCGACCAGAUCUAUGGGCAACAAGAGCUUCUAUAAUUCGGACGGCGACUUCUUGAUAGUCCCCCAACAUGGGACGCUGUUGCUCAGAACCGAGUUCGGGUCACUCCAAGUUCCACCGUUGUACAUUGCUGUUGUUCAGCGUGGCAUCAAGUUCUCGGUUGACUUGAAGGCUGAAGACAAAAUUUCGACCGCCAACCCGGCCUUUGGAUACAUUUGCGAGACGUUCAAAGGUCAUUUUGAACUGCCGGACUUGGGACCGAUCGGAGCAAAUGGUCUUGCAAACCCAGAAGACUUCGAGUACCCAACCGCUCGCUACGAGGAUGUCGAACAAGAAUGGACUGUAAUUAACAAGUUCAUGGGCCGAUUCUUCUGCUACCGCCAAUCGCACUGUCCUUACGACGUCGUGGCGUUCUCGGGCAACUACGUCCCUUAUCGUUACGAUUUGGCCAAGUUCAACACUAUCGGUUCGAUAUCCUUCGACCACCCGGAUCCGAGCAUCUUUACCGUUCUCACCUGUCCAACGGACACACCAGGAACAGCCGUGUGCGAUUUCGUCAUCUUCCCUCCGCGUUGGCUUGUUGCCGAAGCCACUUUCCGACCCCCGUACUUCCAUCGGAACUGCAUGAGUGAGUUUAUGGGCAACAUCAAAGGUGUUUAUGAUGCAAAAGCGUCCGGCUUCGUUCCAGCUGGCGCCAGUCUGCACAACAUGAAUUCAGCUCAUGGUCCAGAUGCAGAGACGUUUGAAAAAGCCAGCAGUGCAGACUUGGGCCCAGCAAAGGUGGGCGAGGGAAGUAUGAGUUUUAUGUUUGAAUCGGCGUUUCAACUGGCGACUACCAAGUAUGCGAUAGAAGAUAGCGGCAAGAUUCAGCAAAGCUACUGGACAGCUUGGACCGAUCUCAAAAAUAACUUCUCUGGGUGA